GGAGAUCUCCUUACCACUGAGUAAGAUUCAAAACUUAAACGCAUUUAAUUCGUAUUAAGUUUGCACAAAUUUCUUCGCAACCGCCAAAUUCACGAACAGUAAGUGAUAUUGAGUGAAAUUCCAAAUUGUUUGCGGUUUCGAUCCAAAUUUUCGCGCGCUCGCUGCAACACCUUCCCUCGUCUAGCAUGUGUUGUACAGUACUCCCUGGACUGCGCGACCUGCUGGACUAUGACAUCCAGCCGCCGCGAUUGAUCGAAGCCCGGUUCGGCCUGGAAGACCGGUCCUGGAUCGCGAGGUGCCUCAGUUCUACAGCCACUGCGGAAGCCAGUGCGUCACUGCAGCGAGCCGGCGAGGAAGGAUCGAACCGAACGGUGAAGAGACAGUCACUGCGAGAGCGUGGUUCUGGUGGGUAAGAAUAAUGGAGUGGUCCGGGUGGUGAUGACCCUUCAGCUGACUGUCACCGGAAGCGACAAACGAGUUCAGAGGCAGACUGACUGCGGUGCAUCACCGCCUGAAAGCAGCGGUCCGAUAUGGGCACCAUCUUCGUCUUCCUAAUCGUGUUUGUGCCGGCGAUGGUCGUGGCAAUGACUGAUCAGCCUGAAAACAAAACUCUGUGCCCGCCGUUCCAAGCUCGAACUGUGUACGUGACGUGCCACCUGGACGGCGCUCCCGUCAACUGCACGGGGCAGCCGUCCGUUCCCGGCACCGUGGCUCACUUCAGCUGCAAGCAACUGCAUGAGUUCCUCUUCGGCUACCUGCCCGCCAGUGGCUACCUGUCCCGCUGUGGCGACGACGGGAGCUGGACUGUGCGCCCCUUCAUUUGCGUGCCCAGUGAGAACUUAUUGAACUUUUCAAGUACAACAAUAGUUGUACAAAGAACAAUUGAACUGGCAUGA
Messenger RNA from Thrips palmi, 896 nucleotides. RefSeq lists its product as uncharacterized. The transcript has 4 exons. The record is from RefSeq and is a predicted model, not a curated record. NCBI's taxonomy places the organism in Eukaryota, Metazoa, Arthropoda, Insecta, Thysanoptera, Thripidae. Bases 531 to 896 code for a protein of 121 amino acids.